AUGCCAAAAACGGUACAAAGAAUCGCAGGAGGUCAAGUCGAAUUGGCCCAAGAAGAGGCCUGUGAGCAGGCAGAUAGCAGGCCCAGAGGAAAUUGGACAGGACCUGGCCAUGAAUGGUGGUUUGAGGAGUGGGCCAAGAGCAUGUCAAGUCUCCAACAAAGACCAAUACAUGCGUGGGAAGUUAGAGAGAUGGUGGAAAACCUAAAAGACGGUGAAUGCUUGAGAAUUGCGGCACCACCAAGGGAACAGGCCGACGAACAGGCCGACGAACAGGCCGACAAGCAGGCAGAUAGCAGGCCCACAGAGAAUUGGACAGGACAUGACCGUGAUUGGUGGUUUGAGGGUUGGCCAAAGAGCUGGUUAGAACCUGAACAAAGUUCUAACCAGCUAUUUGAGGAUUGGCCAGAGAGCUGGUUAGAACCUGAACAAAGUUCUAACCAGCUCGAGGGAAGGAAAGAAAUGGGGGUGGCCAAAAACCCAAAAGAUAGAAGGAAUCAGAACUGA
Molecule: messenger RNA, 504 nt
Organism: Xyrichtys novacula (pearly razorfish)
Lineage: Eukaryota; Metazoa; Chordata; Actinopteri; Labriformes; Labridae
Source: the annotation of a GenBank genome assembly